AUAUUAUAUUGUAGUUUAUCGUCACAUUUCAAUAUCAUGUUGACUUUUCUUGUAUAUAUGAGAGUCUGCAUUUUGCUGCGUAAACCAAGGUUCGCAAAUUGUGCAUAUUUUAUUUAUUCUUUAUAAUGUGAGUAAAAACAUGGUGGUUGGCUCUGACAUCACAGUACCUUUCUCAAAAGAAGACCCGUUAUUGUCGAGGCCAUAUUGUGGUAAUAUUUCACCCAAUUUUUUUCUGCGAGGAUAUUUGUUUCUUUACAUAAUGUUGGUUUGCGAUGCAGAUUUUUCUGUAAUGUUGCCUUAGUGUGGUAUAAGUCUCAGUUGAGCUGUUUUUGGACACUCAUUUGUGUCAAGGAGGGCACUAUUGUGCCUAAGGAGUGUAGGAAAGUAAAGAUGAAACUUUGAAAAUUGUGAAUUAUUAGAUGGAAAUGACUGAUCUGAUUCAUCCCCCAUUUAUUUUAUAACGUGCAGAAAUAACUUACUCUGACCUCAGUAUAAAGCAGAAGCAUUCUGACUUCGAUGCUGUGUAAAUAAAAUUUCUCACAAAAAUUCUGUUAGACACAUCAUUCAGCUUCUUCCUGAUAACACCUUCUCUUUCCUUGUGCAUCCUAUUAUAUCUCAGCUUCGUGAGUGUUUUCCUCCACGGUCUUGAAAUCAUAUAUAUUUUUUUUACUCUGUGGCUGUUGUUAUUUAAACAUGCCCAGUUAAUAUAAAUAUUUCACAUUUUCUUUACAGUUCAUACACUCUCCUUAUGUUUAAUGUUACGAUUUCUAGUUCUUUUUUGUAAUAUUUUCUUAAGAAUUUCAUGCCAGCAAUCAGAAUUUUGCAUUCAUCUCUCUUUGUGACUGUGUGUUAUGUAUACACAAUUUUGAUUGUUGGUUAUGAAGGAAAGUAGGCUACAGAUCAGUAUGUAGACAUGAUUGAAGAAUUGUCAAAAAAUAUUAAUCAGAGCUCUGUGUUGCCAGUAGAUAAAAGAUGAAAAUUCCACAAUUAUGUCUGAAAUUUCUAACAGCCACUAUAGACAGGUAAAUUACAUUUAGAAGCAGAUGGAUCAUUCAUUGUUUCUAACAAGAUUUAAUUCUGAGUGAAAUUUCAGGUUCUCAUGAUGGCAAGUAUGAAGAUGUUCUGUCGCCUGGGAUGCUGUGCCAUGUAUUCUGAUGAUAGAUGCAGUAAGCACCAUCCCAGAAGACAGUAUGUCAAAGGGUGUUUAAUUGUGAUGAAAAUAAUGAGUAAAAGUUCUCGUGAGUUAUAGAUGACAUGUUUUGAGCGUUCUCAGACUAAAAGUGCCAUAGAUGAAAUUGUGGACCUGAAUGGAGGUUGGGGUUAAAGGACUUGGCUCCGGAAAUCUUUCAUAGAAGGUCACUGCUUUAUAGUUUUGUUCAUAGAUGGCAGUCGGUACCAACGCGCGAUUCCAACGUGAGGAAUGUGCAGUCGGCGUUGUUUGUAAAACAAAAUGUUCUAAGGCUUCGCAGAGGAUGUUAGGUUUUAUAUUUUACAAUCUGUUUGGUUUCCUGUUUGCGUAAAUGAGGUGUACAGUAUGGGACCUGUGUCCAUAGAGUUACAUACACAAUCGUAGGUUAUGUGGCAGAUCGAUCACGGCAGUUUUGAUUCAAAUGUCGAAUAUCAUCGAACAUAAAGUGAGAGGUAUCUAAAUAAGCAUGAUUUAUUCACUGUCUUAAAAAUUAGUAAGGAAGUAAAGUAAGGGGUUUCUAUUCUGUUGUGUUGAAUAUCAGCACAACAUGAAUGUGAUGAAAGUCAAGCCUGAAUUGUGUCAAGAGAUUUGUGAGUUUAAUGCUGAAAGAGAAGAUGGUGUAUCAGAAGAAUAUUCGUCAGUGCAGUGUAAAGGAGGUCAGAAUGUGGAUGGCAUGAGAGUGAAACCAGAUUUAGACCCAGUAGCCUCACUUCAUGAAGAUGAAUUUAAUGAUGCAAACAAGGAGCAGUUUCUGGCACCGUUCACAUUUAUUGCAGUAAACAGUGGAGUUGCAGAAAAAUCUUGGAAUGGCAUUAAAAUCAAGGAAGAGCUGAAGGCUGAAGUAACUGCUGAAGAACGUGAAGAGAGUACUGAUAGUGAACAUCACUUCGGCAGACAAGAAUGUGCCACUGACAUUGAUAACCUCGUAGACGUUGGAUGUGCAGAGAACAUUAGUUCAAAAAUGCUUGCUCACUCUCAGGAGAAAAAUAAUUGUGACUCUCAUCUUGAAGUAUUUUCUGUGGGGGAAGACCCUUACAAAUGUGAUGUCUGUAAUAAAGUCUUCACGCAGAAAGUUGAUUUGAAAGCCCACUGUCGUUUGCACAAGGCGGAGAAACCUUACAAAUGUGAUUUGUGUGGUAAGAAGUUUACGACCAGUUUGAGUCUAAAGCGUCACUGCCGUGCACAUGCUGAAGACAAGCCACAUAAGUGUGACAUUUGUAGCGAAGCAUUUUCUGUGAGCGCUGCUCUCAGGAUUCAUUCUCUGAGUCAUAUAGGAGUAAAGACACACAAAUGUGACAUAUGCCUUAGGGAGUUUACGAGAAAUGAGAUAUUAAAAAAGCAUUAUAUCACCCAUACGGGUGAGAAACCAUAUAAAUGUCAUGUUUGUGGCAAAGAUUUCUCUCAGAGUGCAAAUUUACAGAGACAUCAACGCAUACAUAGCGGUGAGAAACCGUAUAAAUGUGAUUUGUGUAAGAAGGAGUUUUCUAGAAGUGAGCACUUAAAAUCACAUAAUGAAACCCAUGUGUGACUGAACUUAUCUCUUGUUUGACAAUUCUAAUUGUGCUUCUUGCUAUAUUUAGAAAGUAAGUUUGCAUGUCAAAUGAUAAACAUUAUACAAGUAAAUAAUUUAAAAUUCAAUAUCUCUUUACUUAAAUUAUUUUCUUGUGAACAUUUUGGAAGCGUUUUCUGGUGUCUGUAUACAGAAGAUGUAUAUUGUUUUGGAGGCUUUCUGCGUUCCCGUUUUUGUUAAUAGGGGGAACGCAUUGUGGGCUGGGCUGGUCGUGUCCAUCCGCCUGUCCAAUCGAUUCAACUCGAGAGCCACCGAUUGGAUUUGGAUUAAAUUUGACGUGGAGGCUGUGCUGUUGUGCACGACCUCAGAAUUGUACUUUUAUAUUUCCUGUGAGCUAUGGUAACAAUAUGGCAGAUGAGGAAAAUCGUGAGGUUUCAAAGAAACCAUUAGCUUAUAUGUAUUCCAGUAUGGAUUACAAUUUUUGAGCUUGUUAUAUGAAUGAAUGGCAGAUGUAGUAUUGUAUUAUUAUCGCAAAUACAGAUUUUUACUUUCCCUUCAAAAUUGAGCCCAUACUCCCAUAACCAUAGUCUACCUUAUACCUUCUUUCACCCUCAACUUUAUUAUGAGUCGUAUUCAGAAGUCGUGGGAUUAUGUUAUGGAAUGUUUGCCCGUUCGUAACACCUGUUCACGUUCAAAUUUUAAUGUUUACUUUAUACCCUAUACUGGGUGGUGUAAAAUAAAUUAUAUUUAAAAAUGGU
Messenger RNA from Zootermopsis nevadensis, 3457 nucleotides. RefSeq lists its product as uncharacterized. Gene Ontology annotation, molecular function: RNA polymerase II transcription regulatory region sequence-specific DNA binding; DNA-binding transcription factor activity, RNA polymerase II-specific. Gene Ontology annotation, cellular component: nucleus. NCBI's taxonomy places the organism in Eukaryota, Metazoa, Arthropoda, Insecta, Blattodea, Termopsidae. Gene Ontology annotation, biological process: embryo development; regulation of transcription by RNA polymerase II. The record is from RefSeq and is a predicted model, not a curated record.